CCUGGCGGCAGUAUAUAACUUUCAUCGGAACAAGGGAAAUUUAAUUUGGUGCAGUUAGUUCGAGCAAUCAUGUGGGUUUGCUUUAUAUUUUAUUUGUUGAGUGUGUCGGGGUGGGCUGAUACAGAUGCGUUAUCAUCUGAGAUCCACUCGGCCCCCAAAGCUCGUAAGGGUGUAAAGUUAAUAGACUCGCGAGUUUCGACAGGAGUUUCGUCUAACAUAGAGGAAGACCCGUAUCAGGUGUCGUUCAAAGUGGAUAAUGCCUAUUACUGCGGAGGUGUUCUUAUUAGCGAGAAGGAUGUCAUAACGCCUGCUCACUGCACCUAUGGUGUUAGUCCCAGCCAAGUGGUCCUAAGAGCUGGCAGCUCUUUCCUCGAUGACGGCAUUAUCAUCCCUGUCGCAGAUGUUGUCACGCAUCCAGGAUACAACGAACCCGCUUUCGACAAAGACGUUGGAUUCAUCACCACAGCUGAGCCUGUCGUAUUCAGUAAAUUUAUAAAACCUAUCGCCUUACCAUCUAGGGAUAGACCCCUGACCGGCGAAGUGUUUGUUACUGGAUGGGGAAGAAGACGGGGAGACGUGGCUGACAUACCCAGCAGAGUUAUGAAAACAAUGGCAUACAUGUACGAUGAUAUGAGAUGCAAGAUUGCUUAUCCGACUCUUAUGACCAGAAACAAGGCGUGCUCUUCCAACUUCAACUUAGGAGAUGAUAAUAAUUGCCAGCGUGACACGGAGGGAGCCGCAAUUCAAGAUGGUAUGGUGGUAGGCCUGGUGACAUUCACAGGAGUUUGUGGCCACGAAUCCUCUCCGAGCGUCUUCGCCGACCUCGCUGCACCCGAAAUUCGCGACUUCAUAUCCGACCAUCUUGGACUGUAAUCGUAAUGUUUACGUAUCUGUA
Molecule: messenger RNA, 895 nt
Organism: Pararge aegeria (speckled wood butterfly)
Lineage: Eukaryota; Metazoa; Arthropoda; Insecta; Lepidoptera; Nymphalidae
Product: trypsin beta-like
Exons: 5
Coding region: 70-873 (267 amino acids)
Biological process (GO): proteolysis
Molecular function (GO): serine-type endopeptidase activity
Source: RefSeq, a predicted model, not a curated record